Emiliania huxleyi CCMP1516 is the source of this 1131-nucleotide messenger RNA. RefSeq lists its product as hypothetical. NCBI's taxonomy places the organism in Eukaryota, Haptophyta, Isochrysidales, Noelaerhabdaceae. Bases 32 to 880 code for a protein of 282 amino acids. The record is from RefSeq and is a predicted model, not a curated record. The transcript has 2 exons.
CAAAAGGCAUCCACGCCGACCGGAUCCCACAAUGGCUCUCGCCCUCUCCGCCCUCCCGCUGUCGCUGUCGCUCAACGCGCCCCUGGCUGCGGCCCCGGCGUCGCGCGCCGCCGUCUCCAUGCAGGCAUACGGAGCCGUCGCGCCCACCGCGUAUGGCGAGUCCGUGGCCUCGAGCCGCCGCGGCAUGGCCGGCCCCGCGACGGACUCCUCCAUCCUCGUCCAGGGCGGCUCGCUCCGCACCUGGUCGUACCGCUCGCCGUCGGUCGAGCAGGUGCAGGUGGUGCUCAGCACUGAGGGCCGCCCGCUGGACGCGGACAUCGAGCUGUGGCAGGGGCCGGACAACACGCCGUGCAAGAUGCGCGUGUACGUCGAGAACGGCCAGCUCCGCCCCUUCAGCGCCGUCGUCGAGACGCCCCGCGGCCCAAACACGAUUGCCAUCCGAAACAUCGGCCAGAUCGAGUUUCCCUUCGCCGCCAACGUCGUCGCCGAGGACGUCGACGCGCCGUCGGCCGAGUGCCUCUCGACGCGCAUGACCAUCCAGGGCGGCGCCCUCCGCACCUACCCCUUCGACCCCACCGUCGACAGCGUCCAGGUCCUGCUCAAGACGGACGGGCGGCCGCUCAACGCGCGGAUCGAGCUGCUGCAGGGCCCGAACAACAACAAGCAGGUGAUCGAGCUGUACGCGGAGGACGGCCUCGACCGGCCCUUCUUCUGCAUCCUCGAGACGCCCGGCUCGGGCAACGUCGUCCGCGUCGUCAACACCGCCCCCGUCGAGUUCCCGAUGACUGCCGCUGUCGUGCCAAACUCCAUCAACGAGCAGAUGGGCUACGAGGCGGUGCUCGGCGGCGACGUCGUGCUCGGCGGCGACAUGGGCUAUUGAAGCGCGCGAUGUGCAUGACGGGCGGGCGUAGGCGAGAGCGAGGGGAGGCAUUUGCAGGGGGGGCAGUAGGGUGUUGCUUGGGGUCUCAUGGCACAUGGGAUGUGCGCAGAGGAUGUGUGGGGCGCCGGAAAGAGGAGCGUGACACGACAGUGAGGUGACUGUGUGCAUCUGUUACUUGUGCACGCGCGCCGUGUUCUGCAACACGAACGCAGCGCUCUCACACAGCAAAUAAUUCACCUUCAUCCACCAAA